AUGUAGUAAAUCAAUUUAUUCACAAAGCCAAAAGUAGAAACAAAGAAAACCACUUGUGGAGGAAUAUUAGCCCUUUUUACUUUAUUUUCAGUUGGAUUUCUAAUUAUUGGAGAAAUAAUAAGAUCAUUUUAAUUGGAAGUAUUGUCAAUGAUUGAUACCACCAAUAUAGAUGAAAGAAUAAGAGUAAAUUUAAAUAUUACCAUUCACGAUAUGACAUGUUUUGCCUUAUCAUUAGAUUAAUAAGAUAUUACAGGUACACAUUUGGAAGACAUGGAAUAUACAAUACAUAAAUUAAGAAUGAGAGAUGGAAAAUUCAUUAAUAAAGAUUAUGCAGAAAAAGUAAAAUUAUUUGAACAAUCUUUAUAUUAAUGGAAUUGGUAUAAUACUAAUGAAGUAAAUGAUUGUUAUGGAGCAUAAUUAUUUGAAGGAUAAAAAUGUAUAACAUGUUAAGAUGUUUUAUUGGCUUAUGCAAGUCGUGAUUGGCCUUUACCAAGAAAGGAAAAUAUUGAAUAAUGCAAAUAUUCAUAUAUUUAAUAAAAUGGAAGAAGAAUGUUAUUUACAGAAGAUUUUGGAGAAGAAAGAAGAGGAUAAUAAUAUAUAGAUAUGAAUGAUUUAACUGCUAUGGCAUUUACUUAUGGAGAAUCAUGUCAAAUCUUUGGUCAUUUCUAUGUAAAAAGAAUUCCUGGUAAUUUUCAUAUCAGUUUUCAUGGAAAAGGAUAAGCAGUUAGUGUAUAAUAUUAAAUUAUUAAUAAUAGUUGAUUUCUUAAGAUAUUUAAUUAUCACAUACUAUCAAUUGGCUAGAGUUUACACCUUAAAAGUAAGGACCUACUUUUGGUAGAUAUUUUAAAACAACUAAUACACUUGAUGGAACAACACAUUCAUUAGAAUAAAAAGAAGACACUUAAUAUUAUUUAAAGUUAGUUGAAAGUCAUUAUGAAACUUUAUUUAAAGAGACAGAUUUAUAUACAUUUACAGCAUAUGAACAGAAGUAAGAUGUUAAAAGUUAUCUAUAGUCAGAUUGCCAACAAGUGAAAGGUUAACUUAGAUCAUAUUUAAAUAUGAAUUUGAUCCAAUAACAACAAUUUAUAAGAGCAAAAUAUCUUCUUGGACUCAAUUAAUAGUAGCCAUAUUUGCAGUGAUUGGGGGUGUAUUUUCUACCAGUCAAUUUAUAAAUUCAAUUUUUAGUAGAUUAGGGUUAUGA
Molecule: messenger RNA, 1201 nt
Organism: Paramecium pentaurelia
Lineage: Eukaryota; Ciliophora; Oligohymenophorea; Peniculida; Parameciidae
Source: the annotation of a GenBank genome assembly